CUACAUAAUAUAAAAAUGUACAUUUAAAGUAUAAAAUAAAUUACAAAGGAAAAAAUAUUGUGAAUCAUUCUCACAUGUAUAGAAAAUUAUGUUACAUUACAACAGUGUAUCAAUAUUAUAAGCAUAAUUACGAGUAAAAACAACAUAAUAAAUCAUCUCACGGGCAAAUAUCUCUACUGUACGAGCUUCAGUUAAACAAACCGUAGAUAAGAUAGCGGAGAGUCGGAUGGAGUAGUCUCUCAGUCACAUUCGAGCUAUGGACAACUUUGGAUAUCGCGAGAUAGUCUGGGAUACACCAUCCCAUAGUACACGCACCUCCAUUCGGAGUCGAUAUCUACGUAGUGUGAGUUCACGUGCUACAGAAGAAUUCCCACUAAAUGUAACGUUACCCAAGCAUGUGCGAAACAUUGACCUACUGGAAACCGCCCGUGACCUUGGAGCAGCGAAGGAAUAUUUAUUUGUCGGACCCUCACCCCCCGCUGAGGACGCUCCAGAUACAUACCAUAGCUUUGAUUUCGUCCCUCCCGAUACUGAGGCGAGAGUUACACAUGAAUCAAUCCGAAGAGGAAUAUGUGAAAAGGCGCUUUCAUUGGGUGCUGGGCGAUUAUUUGAUGAUAUAGAGUGCGGGUUGGUCACAACAGAAAAUAUACAAGAACAUAUCGCUUCUGCCCCAGAAGCAAUCAUUAAUUUAGCUUUACUGUGGAUAGCAUUUUUAGCACGUGACGACUUGCUGCCGGCUAUUUUGGAUGCUGGUGCUGAAAUUCAAUUCUCUGAGCCUAUUGGUUUAGCAGCUUUACACUUAACGUCAUUCGCAGCUGGAAAAGAUGCGGUUCUUUAUUUACUAUCUCGAGGUGCUGAUGUUAAUUUUACUCCGAAAUACUUUGCUCCUUUACACUGUGCAGCAUUUGGAAAUUGUGUGGAAGUUGCCGAUAUAUUAAUAUCCAAUGGCGCCUCUUUACAUGCAGUUGUUCAGAGAGCAGGCUGUGAAGACAAUCUUGUUCACUGUGCAGUGAGAUCUGAUGCCGUAGAAUGUAUGGAUUUUUUUAUAGAAAAGGGUGUAGAUCCAAGUUAUGUUACUUCUGGAGGUAAAAAUGCUUUACAUAUUGCUGCAGAACUUGGAGCUCAACGAUGUUUAAGUUAUUUAUUGAAGGAAACCAAGAUAAAUGUAAAUGGAUUAACUAAACAAAGAGACAGGGAAUGCACUGCUUUACAUUUAGCUGCUGCACGAGGAUAUUCUGAAUGUGUGGAAUUAUUACUAGCUGAAGGCGCAAAAGCAAAUACAUUAAAUCACAAGGGCUCUACUGCACUCCAUUUAGCUGCCAGAUGUUCUAGUGUAGAAUGUAUUGAAGCUCUCCUGAGAGACGGCAAUGCUGAUCCCAAUGUUGAAGAUUCAGACAAGAGAACACCAUUGCAUGCUGCUGUUAAUCAUUCGGAGCGUGCCUGUGAUAUCAUAGAUAUGUUGGUUAGUUGUGGAGCACAGAUAAAUAAAAAAGAUGUUUAUGGGUAUUCUCCUUUACAUCUUGCUGCGAUAGAUGGUGUAACUCAAUGUGUUGAAAUUCUACUUUUUAUAGGAGCUGACGUUACCUCUAAAUCAAAUAAAGGCCAUACUGCUUUAAGCGUAAUUGCUCGAAAAUCUCCUAAAUCUUUAUCAAUUUUACGAGAUAAUUUGGACAAUGGUAUUUCUAUUACUCCGCAGACAGAAGCCAAUGAGGAAGUACAAAUUGAGUUUGAUUUUGGUAAACUCCUUAAGUUUUCAUAUCCUCGCGAAAUUACGUAUUUAAAUAUUUUAAUUGAUGAAGGUCAAAAGAAUAUUUUGCAGCAUCCUUUGUGCUCAGCAUUUUUGUACAUGAAAUGGCGAAAAAUAAGAAAGUUUUAUUUAGCAAGACUAAUUUUUUGUUUUCUAUUUGUAUCAUUUUUAUCUAUCUAUGUUCUAACAACAGUUGUAAAGGCCUGUAAUGGAAAAUAUUCAAAGAAGUAUGGAGUACCGAAUGAGCUUUGUCAGAAGCAAUCUUUACUUGGAGCUAUGUUAGAUAAUAAUCCUAUUAAAUUUGAGAGAUGGGUGCUUAUGGGAAUUACAGCAUUUGAGAUCGUUCGCAAACUAACUGGCAUAACUGGUUACUCGAGUAUUUUUCAGUAUUUUACUACAUUUGAGAAUUUAAUGGAAUGGUUUGUUCUACUUUCUGUAUUUUCAUUAUACAAUAUAAAUGACGAUUACAGUUGGCAAAAUCAUGUCGGUGGAUAUGCAGUGCUUGGUGCUUGGACAAAUUUGAUGCUGUUGAUGGGACAACUUCCAAUGUUCGGUGACUAUGUGGCUAUGUACCAAAAGGUAUUAGCAGAAUUUCUAAAAUUACUCUUGGCUUACAUUUGUCUCUUGCUAGGUUUUAGUAUCUGUUUUUGUGUAGUAUUUCCGAAUGAGGAAAUGUUUUCUAAUCCUUUAAUGGGUUUUAUUACUAUAGUUUCAAUGAUGGUGGGCGAAUUGAACUUAAGUAUACUAAUUAACGAUCCACUUCAGGACGACCCACCGCUGCACUUUGAGAUAUCAUCGCAAAUUAUUUUUAUCCUUUUUCUCAUGUUUGUCACUAUUAUCUUGAUGAAUUUGCUUGUCGGUAUUGCGGUUCAUGAUAUCCAAGGUCUCAGGAAAACUGCCGGAUUAUCUAGGCUAGUCAGGCAAACUAAACUUAUAUUGUUCGUUGAAAUGGGAAUGUUUAGCGCUCUCUUGCCUAAUUGUUUACAUAAAUACGUAUACAGAACGGCCCUGGUGUCUCCAGAGGCUGGAAAAGUAAUAUUGAGCGUGAAACCAUUGAACCCCCGUGAGAAUAGACUGCCAACAGACAUAAUGAUGGCUGCAUAUGAACUGGCGCAAUUGAACAAAGUAAAAUUCUGUGGAUCUGUGAAGGAAGUUUUACACAAAAAUAGAUAUAACUCAUCAAAAUAUAAGAAUGAAUCACAGACUGCAGAUCACAACAUGAAUAUAGAAUUGAGAGGAAUGCAAGAGAAAAUAGAUCAGACGACGUUUAAUUUGAAGAAAAUAGAUCAGGAGAUAAGACAUUUAAAUACACUAUUAAUGGAACAGCAACAGUUACUGCAGAAUAUGUUCAAAUAUUUAGAUUUGGGACACCGCUCCGGUCAUGUGACGACUCCCUACAAUGCUGAGUCGCCUGUGUUUUUUACGAACAAUAAUUUAGAUGUUCCUAAAUAUCAGUGAUAUUUUUAUCGUGUACUUAUAGUUAUAGGUAAUAGCUUGAGUAUUCUUAUAAUAACAUCAGGGUAUUUUUAUAAUUUAGACAAGUGACAAAAUAUUUGCCUAAAUAUCUGCGUCAUAGAUUUAAUCUAAGAUAAAUAAUGAAUGUUACAGAUAAUAAAAGAAAUUUGAUGAUACUUUUAUACUUAUUACUUAAUUAUUAUCUUGUGUAAAUAUACAUUUGUUACAAUUUU
This is a messenger RNA of Achroia grisella, 3435 nucleotides long. RefSeq names its product transient receptor potential channel pyrexia-like. The record is from RefSeq and is a predicted model, not a curated record. Gene Ontology annotation, cellular component: membrane. The transcript has a single exon. Lineage: Eukaryota; Metazoa; Arthropoda; Insecta; Lepidoptera; Pyralidae. Gene Ontology annotation, biological process: monoatomic ion transport; transmembrane transport. Gene Ontology annotation, molecular function: monoatomic ion channel activity; protein binding. The coding region runs from base 257 to 3205 and encodes 982 amino acids.